This is a messenger RNA of Bombina bombina (fire-bellied toad), 3206 nucleotides long. It is a transcript of the gene FAM180A, whose product is annotated as family with sequence similarity 180 member A. The coding region runs from base 405 to 929 and encodes 174 amino acids. NCBI's taxonomy places the organism in Eukaryota, Metazoa, Chordata, Amphibia, Anura, Bombinatoridae. The record is from RefSeq and is a predicted model, not a curated record. The transcript has 3 exons.
UCUCAUGACACAAACCUUAUAUGGCUCUUGCACAACUGUAAAACCCACAAAGGUGGGUCUGUAUUUGUGUUGGGGAGUAAAUUAAAGCUAAGCUCCUGCAAUUUUUGACCAACUAUGAUUCAAUCAGCCCAGCUCUUGUGUAGAAAGAAAUUUAGACAGUGUAAUGCUGUGUGACGUUUUCUGUUUUCACUUUUCUCACGUGCUUCCUUGACUCAUUCCAGAUGUGUUUGGAUAAAAAAAAAAAAAAAAGAUCUGCAAAUGUCAUAAGUCCAACCAUGAGCGGUUUAGAUCAGAGACCAAGACUACUGCAGAAGUGAACAGAAUUAGCAGACGAGCAGGUUACUCUUCAGAGGAAGAAGACAGAACUUUAUAGUUCAUAGUUAGGGAGAUCUUCAGAAGCGGGAAUGUUUCUGGAGUCAUGUCUGGUACUGCUACUGUUUAACUAUGUGGAAGCCAAUUUUACUACCAAAUGGCAAAGAGUGCCAUUCUUCCCAACUGCUCAUCGCGUUCGGCGUUCCUCUGCUGAGUUACUGAAUCCUGUACUACAAUCGUCUCUCAAAGAGGUGGAGCUGCUGUAUGAGUUUCUGUUAUCUGGAGUGAAAAUUGACCAGGAAAACAGACUGACCCUGCAGGACCCUGAGCUUUCAUCCCUGAGUAAAGCUACCAUCUUUGAUGUUGUUUGCAAUGAUGUGAUACCUAAGUCCAUCGGUGAAAUUCGGAGGCUAGGAGACAUGUUAUCCCAUGUUCCAGGACCACUAAGGAAUGAAGAUUUUGAGAGGACACUGUUGACAAUGGCAUAUUCAGCCUACAAAACAUCCAACUCUGAGAGUAUCCAUCAACAGAAAGUCUGGAUUGAUUCAUUAAUUGAGCUUUUUAAGGCACUAAGGAGAGAUUUGAUGUUUCCAUACAAUAAACAAAGCCGUCACUGACAAAAAAGCCACGACUAUUUUGCAUGCUGUGAUAUUACUGCAAAUUUAUAUUUAUUUGAGAUAAAGCAAUACCAAAACAUGGAUUUUACAUAACAUUAUGAACCAGCUGUUGGUUUAUUUAUAUAUAUAUCAGGUAUUAGCCAAUAAGAAGAAUAUAGUGGAAUAUUGUCAAGCUGGAGCAAAGAGUCAUUUAUGUUUAGAGAGAUCUUUAACCUGUGAGUGAAUAUGAGAUUAACAUGUAAAGAAAUAUGAAGCCCAUGGGUAUUAGGCACAUGUCUAGAACCUAAUCCUUUGAAUAGAUAGUAAAGAGCCUUUAACUCAGCCCCUAAGCAAUUAUCUGUUGAUUGACCCUCUGGUUAGCGCAUGGUCAUUGUGAAAUUAUUACUUUAGACAACAAGUAGACAGAAACCAGGUAUUGUGUGUGAGUGCGGAGUCUGAAGAUGUGUCUCAGUUAAAAAUAAAUAUAUGUCUUUGCAUCCAGUUACUUAAGAAUGGAAAAUCUCCACAUGACCCUACGGUUAGCACAUGGUCACAGUUACAUCUCUUAACCCAUUAUACACCAGAUAUAAAGUAAUAGAGGAGGAGGGAGAUACAUUUUUGUCUCUUUUCUGGCAAAAACAAAAUACAUUUGUUCAUGAGAACCACAAUGAGAAAAAGAAGAUACUCCUCUUUUAAAUUAGGGCUCACGUCACCCUAUACUUGCCAAAUGGUUUAUAGCAGUGUUUUUCAACCAGUGUGCCGUGAGAGAUCCUCAGGUGUGCCACGGCAGACUGACAACAGUGUGACAUAUUUUUUAAACUUUGCUUGUUUUUUACUCCCAAUGCAGGGGUAGUUUGUAGGAGGCAUGGCAUAACAGCACAAUACAUACAGUAUGUGUGUAUGUGUGUGUAUGUGUAUAUAUAUGCUGUAUUAGGCUACAAUGUGUGAUUUUUUUUUAAAUUUUGGGAUGGUGGUGUGCCACAGGAUUUUUCAAUGUAAAAAAGUGUGCCAUGGCAAAAAAAAAGGUUAAAAAUAACUGGUUUAUAGAAAAUGGUUAACAGUAGGUCAUCAAUACACUUAAAAAACACUGCUUCUACUAAAAGUAAAGCAAUUCACAAUGAGAUCUCACAUUUUAAAGAGUCUGUGUUCUUUAAAUUAGCAAUAGCAUGACCCUCUAAAUAUAAUAUGGUAAAAAAAGGAUCUUGCUCAAAACUAUGAUUGAAUUGUGGGGGGGGGGGGGGGGUUUGCCAUCAUUGUUAUUAUUAUGUAUGGGACACUUUUUUUGUCCCCUAAUUGGAAAAAAAAUGAUGGGUGUCAAUGGAGCCGCAAAAUAUUCAUCAUGCAUUAAAAAUAUAUUUUAACCCUUCAAAAAAGUUUCUUCUUCACUAAAGUUUAAAAGGCACAUAUGUAUCUUGAAAUCUACACCCUCUCAUCUUGGCAAACUAUGGACAAUUGUGUCAGUCAAAAUCUGUACAAGGAUUAUUAAUUUAAUUGCAGAUAUUGCUAGUCGAGAAUACAAAGAAAAAUAUAUUUAUAUUAUGAGUAUUCCUCAGUAUAGAUACUUAAAGUGAAAGUAAAUCCUAGCGUUUUUCAAACGCUAGGAUUUACUAUUGAAACAAAUAAAGGGCACUUUCAUUCAUGAAGUAUUUGAUUCAAUCUAUCGCCGUUUUUAGCUGCUUUGGCAGCCCACGGCUAAAAUAUUUUUUGGCUAAGAGAUGACGUUUUCACCUCUUAGCCAAUAGCUGUGUGGUAAAACCCAGCUUGGCGCACAUGGGAGCCGGAUUUACCGCACGGCUAUUGGCUAAGAGGUGAAAACGUCAGCUCUUAGCCAAAACAUUUUUUAGCCAUGCUUUGCUGUAGGAGCUAAGAGCGGCGAUCAAUUGAUUCAAAUAAAGGAGCUUUCUACAUGAAGUAUCUUAUACUUCAUGAAUGAAAGUGCCCUUUAUUUGUUUCAAUAGCAAAUCCUAGCGUUUGUAAAACGCUAGGAUUUACUUUAACUUUAAGUAGCCUCGGAGUGGCUAUUAAGAAUGUUUUAUAUUAUAUGGUGCACACAAUUUAACAAAUCGUGCCCAUGAUUUACUAAAACUUGCACAUUUUUUCUUUAAUUUGUUUUAUUAAUUACUAUUAGUAAUGUUAGCAAAUUGUGUGAAUCUAAUAGGGAUGAUCCUAAUAUCGUCUUAAUUAAUGGUGUAUCAGUUCUUUCUAUUUAAUCAUUGUCAAAAAACGUAUUCUUGGUGCAAAAGUAAUUUUCUACUUUAAAAUAUACAUUAAAUCCAAUUUUACAAAACCUAAAAACAA